Molecule: messenger RNA, 324 nt
Organism: Effrenium voratum
Lineage: Eukaryota; Dinophyceae; Suessiales; Symbiodiniaceae
Source: the annotation of a GenBank genome assembly
AUGGCCGCAUUGCGCCUGACAAUUGCUGGUUUCGGGCCCAGGCUAGAAAUUGCAAGUUGGCAUCCGGCAUUCGCGUGCGCCACAAGCUUUGCGCUUGCUGCAGCUUGCCGCAUGUUGGGCUUGGUGCACAACGCGGAUUCUGUGGUUGCACCCCAUGUUUGUUUGAUUCAUAGCUUUGAUAGCGUUACAGUGCUGGCCGUCCAUAAGAACGAGGCUGUGAGCAAGCUUGCUGCCCGGAUGCUUCGAUCUCUUGAUGCACGUACAGGCUCGAUGGCCGCAUUGUGCCUGACGAUUGUUCAAAGGUUAUCAUGUCAUCGGCGCUAG